This is a messenger RNA of Polypterus senegalus (gray bichir), 2584 nucleotides long. RefSeq names its product adhesion G protein-coupled receptor G3-like. The record is from RefSeq and is a predicted model, not a curated record. Gene Ontology annotation, molecular function: G protein-coupled receptor activity. Lineage: Eukaryota; Metazoa; Chordata; Cladistia; Polypteriformes; Polypteridae. The coding region runs from base 54 to 1667 and encodes 537 amino acids. Gene Ontology annotation, cellular component: membrane. The transcript is spliced from 14 exons. Gene Ontology annotation, biological process: adenylate cyclase-activating G protein-coupled receptor signaling pathway; cell surface receptor signaling pathway.
UGCAGCCUUUACCUUUGGUGGCAGAUAGAGACACGCAGAUAACGUUUGAGGAAAUGCAAAACACACUGAUCUUUCUGCUCAUUGUUGCUGAAGGGCUUGGGAUGGUCAGCUCAAACUGUGAUAACAUGACAGAAGAAAACAAAAGUGCAUGCGAGGACAAUGAUAAUAACGAUAUAAAUAACAGCAACUUAAAUUAUGAAAAUAUAGAAUAUAUUACUCUCUGUUGCUAUAUCAAGCAAGUAGAUUUAUAUAUCAGUGAUGUCAACCAAAACUGCAGCAAUAAAAUGAUUGAAAACUUUGAACGUAUUUUGGAGAAUGCACAUCUAACAGAUGACUUGAGUACCAGCAAUAAUAAUCUGGUUAUAAAUGUCAAACGGAUGAAAGAACUUGAGGAUUACCACUUGUAUGCAAAUUUACACAAUACCUAUGACAGUGAAGGCAGUGCUAUGAAUCACGUGGUUGAGGUGCAUUUGCCCAAAGCCUUGAUGCAAUCUAACAGAACAAGGAAAAAUAUUGUAUUCUGUAUGUACAAAAACAAAAAGCCAUUCAAUAAUGACUCUGUUAUGAAUGAGAUUGUUGUGGGAGUGAGUCUUGGCAGUGAGUCUUUUUCAACUUUGGAGGAGUUCAACAUCAGCUUUGUUCACCAGACACAGAAUAAUAUCAAAAUGACGCACACUUGCGUGUUCUGGUCUACAUCAGAUAACAAAUGGAAUUCCUCUGGAUGCAACACCAUUCUGGAAAUGAACAAAACAACUUGCCAGUGCAACCAUAUGACCUACUUUGCAGUAUUAUUGAACCCAUAUACUGAAACCAGAAAUCUAAUAUCUCUAACAUACAUCACUCAGGUUGGAUCAACUAUUUCAAUCGUUUGUUUAAUUCUUACUCUCAUCAUGUAUGUUAUUUACAGAAAAUCAUCUGUUGAACAUUCUACACAGAUUCACAGAAAUCUUGCCAUAGCCUUACUUCUGUUAAACAUAAACUUCCUACUGAAUGCGAUUCUGGCAUCACUGAACAGUGUAAUCUUGUGCGUGUUUGCCGCUUCAGCACUGCAUUACUUCCUUCUCUGCACAUUCACUUGGAUGGCGAUUGAGGCGUUGCAUCUGUACAGACUGCUGUGUAGAGUGUACAACACCUACAUGAGACACUACAUUCAAUGGCUGUGCCUAUUGGGCUGGGGAUUUCCUGGUCUGGUGGUGAUUUCUAUUUUAUUUGCUUCAAUAAAUCAAAAUAUUUAUGGGCAAAGGGACAUCCCAUCCAAAGACACAAACUAUGUAAAUUAUAGUAUGUGUUACAUAACAGAGAAGUAUAAAACAGUGCACUAUGUCACAAAUCUGGGAUACUUUGCUGUCACUUUCAUCUUCACCUCCAUUAUGUUGGGCAUCACAGUGUAUAAGAUUUACAGCCUGAAUGCCAACCAAAGACAUCAAGACAGCAGGAAAGUAUGGAAGGACAUGUGCACAGUGCUGGGCCUCGCAAGUCUUUUAGGAACGACUUGGGGGAUUAUCUUUUUUACUUUUUCUCAGCCAAUAGCCUUACCUGCUCUGUAUCUCUUCUGCAUCUUAAAUUCUAUGCAUGGCCUUUUCAUCUUCCUGUGGUUCUACUGUUCCAAGAAGACAGCAAGUAAAGGCUCAAGUGGAACCAAUACCCAAGACAGUAGCCGCUUAUGACAAAGUAAAAAAAAAAAAAAUCUUGGCCAGUUCUCAAAUGACAGUGUUCUGAUUGGAGUGUUGGCCCUGGCUCACAUUAUUUAAAUAUAGAUUAACAUUUAAGAACCCUAGCUGUAACACAGAAAUACAAAUAUGAAUGCUAUAAAGUUAGACAUGACAUUGGUUGGGAUGUAUGCAGUUUGAGGACUCUACAGAGGCAUAAAGAAGGCCCCAUGCAGCAAUUUGAUGAAAGUGUUACAUGAACUGAAUACAUCCAUCCAUUCUUUUGUAGAAACUUUUCUAUUGCACAGCCACAAUGUACAAAUGUCUACCUCAGCAAUCUCGUACAUGAUACAUGAAUCCGCCCUGGAAGGCAUGAUAGACCAUCACAAAGCAGCAGAGAUAUUUCCACCAUUAGCUACCAUUAGUAAACUCCCUAAGAUCAAGCAACAUGGAACCCCCACAAAGAAAUUAAAUGACAAAGGUCGAAGUUACAAAGGUAUUUAAAGAUGUUUCACAACCUAUGAAACAUUUGCUUUUCUUUAAAAGUAGACAUUGAUUUUUAAAAAUUAGAAUAAACAACCAAAACUUAAAAACUUCUUUAAAAUCAAAGGAGAGCAACAGCUUGUGCGUGGCUCCAUAAGGAAGCAGACGUUAAUGGAGAGCAGUCCCAUUUAUAACAGUAUAGAAAAUUUCUAAUAAAGUGGAGGAGGACAUUACCAGAUCAUCACAGCCCUGCAGUAGCAAAGAUAGAGGUUGAAAGCAGAAGUGACUUUCAAUAGAACAUGCAGAUCAUGAACAGAUGGACACAGGUUCAGGUACAACAAUUGAAGAGUAUGCACUUGUGUUACACAAGUUAUCUUUAUACAUAAUACACUACCAUGGCUGUCCGUUUGUCUGUCCAGGAUUUGAAAUCACCUGUAGCUCACAAACCAUUU